Hordeum vulgare subsp. vulgare (domesticated barley) is the source of this 2569-nucleotide messenger RNA. Its product is annotated as phosphatidylinositol/phosphatidylcholine transfer protein SFH8-like. The coding region runs from base 326 to 2191 and encodes 621 amino acids. Lineage: Eukaryota; Viridiplantae; Streptophyta; Magnoliopsida; Poales; Poaceae. The record is from RefSeq and is a predicted model, not a curated record. The transcript is spliced from 14 exons.
GCCCGCCCCAUUAAAACGGUGGGAGAAGGAGAAGCUCCUCCUCCUCCCGCCCCCCGAAAUCCGCACCCGAAUCCCGAAACUGACAGGCGGAAAAUCUCCGCCGGGGACCAGAUUCCCCGCCUGGUACGCGCGCGUAAGAACCGUCAUUCGAUUGAUUCAAGUUCUUCUCCCCCCCCCCCUAAUCCAAUUCGCCAAUCCGGCGUUCGAGCGUGCGUGGCGGGCGCUCUUCGCUGCUGUCCUGCUCGCUGAAUUUUUCCGUGCGGAUUUUCCAGCGGAUUUCGGGCCUGGGGCUUUGCUGGGGAGAUCGAUUCCGGAGCCGGAGGGGAUGUCAGGGCCCCUCGACCGAUUAGCCAGGCCAUCUUUUGAAGGAUUUACACAUAAUGAUGGAAAGAAAGAGAGCAGAUCGGAUGCAGACAACUCAGAAGGAGAAAAGAAGACUAAAAUAGCCUCCUUCAAGAAAAAGGCAAUUAACGCAGGGAACAAAUUCAGACAUUCCCUAAGGAGGAGAAGCAAAAAGAAGAAUGAAAAUCAGAUUUCCAUCGAGGACAUAAGACAUGUUCAAGAUCUACAGGCCGUUGAGGCAUUUCGACAGUGCUUGCUUGAUGAGGACUUGUUGCCACAACAACAUGAUGAUUACCACAUGAUGCUGAGGUUCCUGAAGGCACGGAAGUUUGAUGUUGAGAAGGCAAAGCUUAUGUGGUCUGAUAUGCUUGCAUGGAGAAAGGAAUUUGGGACCGACAAUAUAGAGGAAUUUGAUUACUCUGAGUUAAACGAAGUUAUGCAGUAUUAUCCACAGUUUUACCAUGGGGUGGAUAAAGAUGGUAGACCUGUCUAUGUGGAGCUAAUAGGAAAAGUUGAUGCCAACAAGCUGGUGCAAGUAACAACUAUAGACCGGUAUGUGAAAUAUCAUGUCAAGGAGUUUGAGAAAUGUUUCCAGAUGAGAUUUCCAGCUUGCUCAAUUGCUGCAAAACGGCACCUGGACUCAUGCACUACUAUUCUGGAUGUGCAAGGCGUGGGAUUGAAGAACUUCGCAAAAUGUGCAAGGGAACUAAUCACCCGACUGCAGAAGAUUGACAGUGAUAACUACCCAGAGACAUUAUGCCGGAUGUACAUAAUUAACGCUGGUCAAGGCUUCAAGAUGUUAUGGGGCACAAUAAAGUCUUUUCUUGAUCCGAAAACUGCUUCAAAGAUCCAUGUUCUUGGAACCAAGUAUCAAAAUAAGCUCCUUGAAAUAAUCGAUGAGAGUGAAUUGCCAGAAUUUUUUGGUGGCAAAUGCAAGUGUGAAGAACAUGGAGGUUGUCAGAGAUCAGAUAAAGGUCCUUGGAAGGAUCCCACCACAAUAAAGAGGGUCCUUAACGGCGAGGCAAACUACGACAGACAAAUCGUGACCAUAUCAGGCACCGAUGGCAAGAUAAUCGGUUAUGCUAGGCCACAGCGCCCAAAUCAGGGAAAAGGCAGUGAUGCAUCUGCUGAGUCUGGGUCUGAAGUGGAAGAUGCUACAUCUCCUACUGCACCAAGGACCCUCAUAACGAACCCUUCUUUGACCCCUGUUCAUGAGGAGUCAAAAUUUGCAGCACAUGCAUCCACGUCUGCUGCUCGCCCCACAAUUGAAGAGAGCAUCCCUGUCGUUGACAAGGUUGUGGACGACGGAUGGAGCAGCCCCAGAGCUAGUCCAACGUCUUCUUCCUCAGGUUCAUUGUCCUUGAGAAAUCUACCGACCACAUUCGAAGGAAUUCGGACCUUGGCUGUCGCAUGGCUGACAGUCUUCAUCGUGACCCUUUUCGCUAUGCUUCGAAGUAUCCCGAGCAGAAUGGCCAAAAGGCUCUCGAACCAAUCCAAUGAUCACGACCACUAUUACGUGGACUGCCCUCAAGAGCAAGAGCACAAAGAGGAAUUCCGACCUCCAUCUCCUGCCCCGUCCUACACGGAGAAAGAAAUUCUUUCAACUCUGGUAAGACGGCUAGGUGAGCUGGAGGAGAAGGUGCAGGCGCUCGAAGCAAAGCCAUCUGAGAUGCCAUUUGAGAAGGAGGAGCUGCUCAAUGCGUCCGCCCGCCGCGUCGAUGCCUUGGAAGCCGACUUGAUUUCUACAAAGAAGGCCCUCUACGAGGCGCUAAUGCGUCAGGAUGAGCUGCUCGCGUUCAUCGACAAGCAAGACAUGCUCAAGUUUCGCAAGAAGAAAUUCUGCUUCUGAGGAGCUUAGACGACGAUGUGGGGGACGGAGGCACUUCACCGGUGGAGCUUUUGGUGCAUAAAUUCUGGAUCGAUCGGUCGCCAUGAUCAUGCUCUCCGUGCGCAGAGCUAACCAUUGGUACAUAUUUAUGUAUAAGUUGUUGGUGUAAAUGCAUGUAAUUUGUGUGUGGGAAAAGAAGGCGCGCUGUAUAUCUGUUUGUAUAUUGGGCUGUGGACUGCUGAGGCUGAGGAUCCUGAAAUCACCACGGUAUAUGAUGUGUUGGAGUUGUUGUUCCAUGGUGCAUGAUCAAAUUUGCAUCAUAUGAUUGAAUGCGUGAUCUUUUUGUAGCAUGGUCAGUUUAUAUUGUAUAUAUGUAUCAUUGGAUGAACCGAUUGUGAC